GCUUCUAGCAGCCGUCUGGAGGACAUUCACAACAAGGAUAUCUCAGCAGCUCUUCAGCUCAUUUAAGGAGAUGGGAAUACUAGAUACCAUCAAGGACACAAUGUCCAAAGCGGUGUUCAGUCCUUCUACUCUGAUGUCCGGACGAGGAGGGCUGCACAUGGCUCAGAUCCUUCUGUCUCUGGUCACCUUCCUCCUGGCUUCCUUCAGAGGAGGGAGCAGCCACACAUACUGGAACUACGCUAUGUUCACCUGGGCCUUCUGCCCCAUCAUGACCCUCAUCAUCACCAUUAUCGAGCUGUUCAAGCUUGACAUUCUUCUCGUGCUUUGCAUGGACUGGGGUGACUUCACCACAGGGAUGGCCAUGUCCUCCACGCUCAUGACCGUCUCUGUCGCUAUCACCUACGGCAACUUUUACGCCUGCCUGAAAUGCCUGUACGGCUGGAUAGUGACCAUAUUCGCUUUCUUGUGCGCCCUCGUCUACACGCUUGAAGUGGUGAAAGACAAAAUCCUGGACAAGAAGAAGGGGAGCUACCUGGCUGCUCUGCCUGGAUUCUGGAAGGUUAUGGAGGCCUUUGUGAGCUGCAUGAUUUUCGUAUCACUGACUGGCUACAGAGACAGACCAGUUCUGAUCUUGUGUGUCAUAGCGUAUAUCAUUCCUUUCCCCAUCCUCCCUCUCAUCAUAGCCACCAACAUCCUGAAAAAACUGAAGAAAUGCCUGCCUUUUAACCUCGACAGGUUCGUGUUCAUAUUCCUGGUGAUCUCUGUUGUGCUGUACGUAUUUGCUGCUAUCAUGUGGCCCAUUUUCAUGUUCAGAAACAACCCGCGUCCCAGUGACUGUCCUCCCAGCUUUUGUAUAUGGGCCAUUCAGUUUAUGGUUGCAUUUCUGACAUAUGUAAAUCUCAUUCUUUUCACACUAGACCUCAUUUUUACUCUGCUCGGGAUCUGUGACUUCAAACGCACAUAAACUACAAAAAUUGUACCGUUAUUUGUAUUUCAGGGCAGCUGGAUGGAUUUUGAUGAAAGAAAAAUUGUUGCUUUAAGAUAAAAUAAAUGCAUAUGUGAGGAUAGAUUCCUCAAUUUCUCAUUACAUUUUUUAGAUGCUUUAAGUUUCUAGUUUGAAUGAUUUUUUUAAAACCUGGUUUCCAGUUGGAGAACAUUGUAAUUUAUUCCUAGAGGUCAUGUCAUGACAUUUAAGUCCAUGUAGUAGCAUCAACUGCUGUACACUAGAGGUAUAGGUACAUCUUGUAAUUAUAAUAAAACUAUAAAACUACAACUCAAUAUUGACAUGAAACAUCCUCUGUUAAUUUCUUGCAGUGACACGGUGCUUCUUUGUAUUGCAAGUUUAAAUAUGCAAAUGAGAUAUUAUAUAUCUAAAAGUACCCUAAUUUGCAUGAAUUUCCACAAUAGAAAUCGAAACACUUGAUAAAGUCAGCUGCCAAAUUUGAGUUUUUUGUGACUUUGCUCACAUUUUUAUGUCACAGAUUUUACAGAGGGCAUUUUGGAUUUCUCUUUUUAACAUUUCACAAAAUACCAUCAACAGGCAGAAGAUGUUUUUUGUAUUAAAUAGAGCUUUGCGUUAGUUCAGACAGGCAUGGAGUCACAAGGCCCUUUCUGUACAAUCGUCCAGCCCACCCACGUGGUGCUCUAUAACUGAGGCAGCGUUCAUUCAUUCUGCCCACUCCACGC
Stegastes partitus (bicolor damselfish) is the source of this 1686-nucleotide messenger RNA. Its product is annotated as myeloid-associated differentiation marker-like protein 2. The coding region runs from base 71 to 964 and encodes 297 amino acids. Lineage: Eukaryota; Metazoa; Chordata; Actinopteri; Pomacentridae. The transcript has a single exon. The record is from RefSeq and is a predicted model, not a curated record. Gene Ontology annotation, cellular component: membrane.